Messenger RNA from Staurois parvus, 384 nucleotides. NCBI's taxonomy places the organism in Eukaryota, Metazoa, Chordata, Amphibia, Anura, Ranidae. The record is from the annotation of a GenBank genome assembly.
GAGGAGGGUGGGUGACAGUCUGAUGGAUUGGGGUAGUGAGUUCCAGAGGAUGGGGGAAGUCCUGGAGAAGUCCUGAAGUCGGGGGAGGGAGGAGGAGACCAGGGAGCUAGAAAGUAGGAGGUCCUGUGAGGAGCGAAGAUUACGGGUUGGGUGGUAUUUGGGUAUCAGGUCGGUGAGGUAGUUUGGGGCGGAGUUAUGAAUGGCUUUGUAUGUCUGUGUUAGUAGUUUGAAUUCAAUGCGUUGGGCAAUCGGGAGCCAGUGGAGGGAUUGGCAGAGGGGGGUGGAGCCAGUGGAGGGAAUGACAGAAGGGGGAGUGGAGGACACUGAGUGGAGGCCAGUGGAGGGAUUGGCAGAGAGGGGUGGAGGACACUGAGUGGAGGCCAG